AUGGCAAUCAGACCUGUAUACAGACCCACUAUCGUCAAAAAGAGGACGAAAAGAUUUAUCCGCCAUCAAUCUGAUCGCUAUGACAAACUCAAGCGUAACUGGCGUAAACCUAGAGGUAUUGACAACAGAGUGCGCAGGCGUUUCAAGGGUCAAUAUUUGAUGCCCAGCAUUGGUUAUGGUUCAAAUAAGAAGACACGUCACAUGCUACCUAAUGGCUUCCGUAAGGUACUCGUACACAACGUCCGUGAACUCGAGAUCCUGAUGAUGCAGAACAGGAAGUACUGUGCAGAAAUCGCCCACGGUGUCUCCUCAAAGAAACGCAAGGUGAUCGUUGAGCGCGCGCAACAGCUCAGCAUCAGGGUUACCAACGCAGCUGCCCGCCUCCGCAGCCAGGAGAACGAAUAA
Arctia plantaginis is the source of this 405-nucleotide messenger RNA. The record is from the annotation of a GenBank genome assembly. Lineage: Eukaryota; Metazoa; Arthropoda; Insecta; Lepidoptera; Erebidae.